AUGGCACCCACCAAGCUCCUCCUGACCGGGGCAACAGGCUACAUCGGAGGUACUGUCCUUACGCAGCUACUGGAUUCGGCUUCUCCCGAGAUCAAAAAAUUGGCCAUCUCAGUCCUGAUUCGGAAGAAGGAUCAGGCCGCCAUCUAUGCUUCCAAAGGCGUGACUCCUCUCAUUUUCAAUGGGUUGGAAGCGACAGAAGAUCUCCGGGAUAUAGCUAGUGGCCAUGACAUCAUCAUUCACGCCGCGGACUCAACGAGCCCUGCAGCAGUCGAGGCUUUGAUUCUGGGGCUUGCAUCUAGCCAGGAAGUUAGCAAACCCAAAUAUCUUCUUCAUGUCAGCGGAACAUCUAGCCUAGGCGACAGGCCGAUCACAAAACAGAUCCAGGAGCCGACAGUAUUCUCGGACAAAGAGGACAUAUAUAGCUACCUCAAGGAAAGAGAAGCUAUUGAUCCUUAUCCUCAGCGCGCCACCGAUAUUAAGACCGUUGAGGUCGGAGAGCGUGCUGGUAUCAACACCCUGGUUGUGAAAGCCCCCCUUAUUUAUGGUAGGGGCACGGGGUUGUUCAAUCGCAAGUCCUUUCACAUUCCUGCUCUUAUUCAAGGUGCUGUCGCAGCUGGAAAUGCCGAACAUAUUGGCGAAGGAACUGGGGUGUGGGAUUAUGUUCACGUUGUUGAUCUCGCUGGGCUUUUUGAACUUCUUGUAGUCCACAUCUUGAGGGGGGGAGGUCUUUCCACUGGACGGACAGGUAUUUACUUUGCUGAAACCCAGAGGCAUUCCUGGAAGGAUUUGGCAGACGCCAUAGCGAAGGCUGGUUACAGCCUUGGGCGCCUGACCUCGCCUGUGUCAAAGUCAAUUAGUCUACAGGAAGCAGCCGACAAAUAUACUGGCGGAGAUGAGAGUUUAGCCGAGGUUGGGCUGGCAUCGAAGUAUGAACCCCCCAUCAAGUUAUUUGUCACACGGGCUGAUGCGUUUUUCCUUAGCUCUCUGACAUCCGCUCAACUGGGUCGAGAACUUGGUUGGAAACCAGAGGUUGGGAUUGAGCUUCAGCAGGCUGUUCUGGAUGAUUUUACCCUCCUGUUUGGCCACUCAUAG
Molecule: messenger RNA, 1092 nt
Organism: Aspergillus steynii IBT 23096
Lineage: Eukaryota; Fungi; Ascomycota; Eurotiomycetes; Eurotiales; Aspergillaceae
Product: NAD(P)-binding protein
Exons: 2
Coding region: 1-1092 (363 amino acids)
Source: RefSeq, a predicted model, not a curated record